Molecule: messenger RNA, 1878 nt
Organism: Loa loa (African eye worm)
Lineage: Eukaryota; Metazoa; Nematoda; Chromadorea; Rhabditida; Onchocercidae
Exons: 12
Coding region: 40-1878 (612 amino acids)
Biological process (GO): adenylate cyclase-activating adrenergic receptor signaling pathway
Cellular component (GO): membrane
Molecular function (GO): G protein-coupled receptor activity; dopamine neurotransmitter receptor activity, coupled via Gi/Go
Source: RefSeq, a predicted model, not a curated record
ACAAUUUGUAACCAUUAUUAUUAACGGUAAUUAGUGGUAAUGCUUGUGUGGCAUUCCGGAUUCCUGAUAUUGGUACUACUUAUUAUGAUGAUCGUAUUUGGUAAUUUUGUUGUCCUUCUUGCUGUACUCAUUGAUCGUGAAUUGAGACGAUUGGCAACAAAUAAAUUUAUUGCAAGUUUGGCUAUUUCUGAUCUUCUUGUUGGAAUUGUUGUUAUGCCAUUAUCACUUUAUGCUACGGUUAAUGAAAUCCGUUGGGAUUUAGGUGAUCGAUGGUGUCAAUUUCAUUUAGUUACCGGAGUUUUUUCAACAACUGCUAGCAUUGUUCAUCUUACUGCUAUAAGCUUAGAUAGGUAUUUUGCAAUAAUGUUUCCGACAGAAUAUCAACGACAUUCAUUAGCUACCAGUAUUUUUACAUACAUUAUCAUGAUAUGGCUUGUAUCAUUUGCUGUUAGUAGCACACUUUUCAUGGAGAAAUCAUUGGAUGAAGAUGGUUUUUGUUGGAUUAAAAAUCCACAAUAUUUGGUCUUAUCAUCAUUACUAUCAUUUUUCAUUCCUGGCGCUAUUGUCGUUUAUUUAUAUGUAAAAAUAUUUCGAAAAUUACGCAGUCAUCGUUUAUAUAUAUUUGGCCAAUUAGAUUUAUUAAAACGACAGCAAAAUAAUCCUUCUGGGCGAAAAAAUAAUCAAACAAAAUGUUUACCAAGUGUUACUGUUGAAGAGGUUAUUAGUCAACAUGGUACAAGAGUCAAACAAAUAAGUAAUACUGGCAAUGAUUGUAUUUGGAAUGGUACUUUAGAGACAAAAUUUGAAAAAUCAUCAAAUAAACAGAAUGCUACACAACGAAGAUGUUCUUCACCAGCUACAGUUGGUGAAACAUUGAAAGAAGAUCGUUUGAUAUCAUCAAAAAAACGAAUGAGUAUUACGUUAGAUCCACCAAGUAUGGAAUUAUCAGCAAUAACUACAAAUUAUCAAUCUAUUGAUAAUCAUUGUUUACUAUUGGAUCAUAUAACCUCUUUUACCGAUAAGAAUCCUCCCGAAGAUUCCAAUAUUAGAUAUGAUGAAAGCCUUCUGAAGACAUCUGUAAUUGGAAUAACUGAGAAUGAUUCGAUGAAGUUACCUGUUGUGAGUGUUUCUUUUAAUGAUUCAAAAACGCUCGAUGAAACAAGUAAUUCGAAGGAAUCAUUACCUGCUCUGGAAUCCUCAAUGUUAUUAGCUUUACCAAAAUCUGUUAGCAAUUUUCCUCCCACGCCUACGCUGUCAGCGUCAACUGUCGUUUCCCUCAAAGUGCCGAAAUGGGGUUGUUGCACAAGUCCUAUUUCAACAGUACGUUCGAAUUCAAGUCGCAGUUCUUGCGCUUCAACAAGUGACAGUGGCGACAUUUCUAGGAAUGUAAGUGGUAUGUGGCCAUCGUUACGUGCUGUCGUGUAUACGCAUGGUUCUAAUUCAUUAGCUGCUGCUAAAAAUCCAGUUACUGAUAAUAUUACCAGAUCAGAGGAACAACCUCGACGAGCAACAACAUCUCGAGGAAGAUUGAGAAAAAUCGCUCUUCAGGUAACACGAGCAAUCCGUCGAAAGCGUCGCGAAUCGUUGGCAAUAAGACGAGAAACUCGAGCUACAGGUGUUGUUGCUGCUAUACUUAUUGCAUUUUUGAUUUGUUGGAUUCCAUAUUUUUGCAUAACAGUGUAUCGUGGGAUUUGUACUGGUCUCAAUAUUCAAGUGGACAAACAUCUUCAUGUCAACCUAUUCAUGCUGUCAUCUUGGCUUGGUUAUGCACAUUCAUGUUUUAAUCCAAUCAUUUAUACAUGCUUGAAUAAGAAUUUUCGUCGUACAAUCAAACGAAUGAUCUGUUUUUUCUGUCAUAAAAAUCGUAAAAACCUAUGA